UAACAUAAGAAAGUUAGAAAUCGUUUAAGAGACUAGUCAAUAAGAAAAGGUACACAUAAUGUCAUUGCUAAAUACCACUCUGCAGACCCUUGUAGUGCGUCUGCGAGAUAUGAAUGGCAACAUAACGGAACAGAAACUUCACAAUCGCGUAUUUGACGCCUACGAGGCGAAGUCGCUAGUCUUCGAGGCGAUUACCCUUGAACAACAAAUGGCAAUGCAGCAAUUUGGUGGGAUCAUUCCUCCUGGCCACCCCGCUGGCCAACCCGUUCUUAUCGAUUCAUGGAAUGAUCUUACGAUUAUACAUAAGGAAGGAAAUCUUUACCAGCUGCUCGCGCGACGAGCACGAAAUAACGCUGGUUAUAACGUAAUACGUGCGAUAUGUUCAAGCACCGGAUCCCCUUUUACGAUGGAUCACCGCGUGGAUCCGAUAGAUUAUAAAUUAAAUUUUCGCGCGGCAGACUUUGAAGUACGUAGUAAAUUUAACUCAGAGAACCAGGAUAAAGUCCCCACGACAAUAUGGUUUGAUGGAAUUUUAAAAGCUCCAGGAGCGUCAGCCUUAGUGAGCUAUUAUCACUCACUUUCCCCUGCACAUGUGAAUAAUAUGGCGGGAACCUUACAGUUUUUAAAAGACUGGUCUCUUCAACCUUCGGAAGGGGAUCGCCAUCGGCAAAUUAAAGAACUGUACACUGCCCUGUUAAAGAAAUCAACGCACUUGUUUUUGGGAACAAACACCCUUCCGGGAAGGGAAUUGUUAAACUACGCGAAAUCAAAAAAUGUGUUCAUCUACGCCAAGAAAGGCAUGCGUUUUCUAUAUCAUGCAUAAGCCUUACCAUGGGGAUGUUUUUUUCUUUUGAAUUAUGCACCCUCGUUCAAGACUUAUUGAUUUCGUGUACAUAUUGUUGGACGUUUUGUUUGUAUCGAAGUAUGUUCGUCGUUUAUUCACGACAUCAUGAAUAUGAAUAUGUUAUCCCUUAUUAUAUGGUUAUUCAUACACUCUGCAUAGGAUCAAAUUUAUUGGAUUACACUUUGCAAAACUAAGGUAAUGAGGGAUCUUAUUUUUGGUGUCCAUGAAUUUUUACCUGUACGGUACUUCGCGUCACUGGUUAAUUCCUUCUUUCAUAAAUUUUCACAAUUACUUUGUUAGUCUCUCUUUAUUUUCCCUCAUAAAAAAAGAAA
Phytomonas sp. Hart1 is the source of this 1176-nucleotide messenger RNA. NCBI's taxonomy places the organism in Eukaryota, Euglenozoa, Kinetoplastea, Trypanosomatida, Trypanosomatidae. The record is from the annotation of a GenBank genome assembly.